GUGUGUGUGUGUGUGUGUGUGUGUGUGUGUGUGUGUGUGUGUGUGUGCAUGUGUGUUUUUUAUGAAUGAAGUGAGUCACUGCGAUGUGUCAUAGGCCCGACGUCUUUAUAAAGGAAGUUUUAAACAAGCCUAAACACUUCACUGCGCGCAAAAAAUUGGACUUACCACACUCGCAUCCCUCUCUGACUUCUGUUGCCUCUCUCUCUCUCUCUCUCUCUCUCUCCAAACGGUCCAAGUGUCUCUCUGCCUCCAGCGCGCCAUAAAGACCACCAGGACCCAUCUCAAACUUUGCCAGAGACAGAAAGUUUGACUACUUUUACUUUUUUUUUUUCUUCAAACAUCUCAGAGAGGUGCAGUCAUCCCUCUCCUCUCUCAUUCAUCCUCUCGCGUCCUGAGCGCUUUCCUCCUCACUCUGACUGAAGAGUGCGAAGAAGAAACCGGAGCACGUGACUGUUUCCGGAGUUCCAUUUAUUUAUUAUUUUUCUAUUUAUUUAUUGGUCCACCGUUUGUUUGCUGGUUUACCUGUCGCCUGGAUCCGACCAAAUAUGAAAUCGCUGCUCAGCUCCUCCCGGCUGCUCCUCUUCUCGCUGCUGCUGGCUCAGCUGCCCGUGUUCACCAAUGCCUCGCCAGUACCGCAGCGGCGACAGACCGACAUGGACAAACUGUCCAAUCAGACCAAAAAUCUGAUGAAGCUCACCCAGGAACUGCUGAGGGAGCAUGCAUUCGACGCAGAUGUGGAGCCCCACCGGUUCAGAUCCCUGCCGGAAAUGAGCAACAGAUCAGCCAAUGACCUCAAUAAUCUUGAGCUGAAGCCCACACUCUCGCAGCUGCAUGCCGACUUGAAGCUGUAUGAGCACCACUUUGAGUGGUUGAACAAGGUUUCAAAGAAGCACCACCACCCGGCACUGCCCAAGCUGGUGGAGAUGAUCAGAGAAAUGAAAUCACUCAUCAAUCUGCUGCACCGUCAGAUGCUGAGAGUCGAAGCCCCGAAGCUGACUCAGGCAACCCCCUCCCUCCCGCCUCACCUGCCCUAUCAGUUUGAUGUCCUGCAGUCCAGCCACGAGCUCCUUCAACACUUCAAGCUCUUCUGUGAUUGGGCGUACCGAGCGUUCAUCAGCCUCAAGCCCAAAUCCUCUCCAGGACAAUGACGAUCCAAGCCCGUUCAUUCUUUUCCUCCUAACUACGCGGCGGCAGAGCCAGUGAUGAUACACGGAGCCGUGCCUCAGCCAAAGGGGAAUUAGGACCAUGUCGGUGUGCACUGUAUUCGACUGCAUCCCUUAAGAGGCCAAAUUUAAACCAAUGACGUUUGUGUUGAGAAAUUAGUUUUACAUCACAGCCAAUACGGAUGUGCAAUACUGCAGCCAGUUACAACGUCAAGAGUCCUGUUAAAGCAAACUGCCAGUUUAAAUACAUAGAUCAUGUCCCAAGUCCCCGAACUGUCUCCUAAAGGCCUUGUCCAUGACCUUGUCCAUGUCCAUGGCCUUGUCCAUGACCUUGUUAUUUAUAUAUUUAUUUAUUUAUUGACGGUUGGUAAUUUAUUUGAUUUUAUUUAUUUAUUUUAAGUUGUCGUGCGUCACUCAAAUCUUUGUUUUUGUGUUAACGUGAAUUUAUUUGCCCACAUUUCUGUAAUCGUUCUUUUUGUCUUGUGUCUCACUGAUCGACUCUCAAGAAAAACACGGCAGCACUUCCUUGCUUUUGUUCAGACGAAAUCAAUCUACUUCGCGUUUGUGUAUUUCUUUAUCCAAUAAUUCCUCCAGUUGAAGUAGCAUAGACGACAGCCAACUCUUUCCCAAUAUCUCACUUACAGGGCCUGUAAAUUUAGAAAAUGUUAAUGUUAUCUCCUGACCAUGUCCAAAUAUAUUAACAUAUCAAUUCAAAAUGUCAAGUGCUUGUCGAAAGAGAAGUAAAUAUUCUCCUUUUGUCCAGGGGCAGAGUCUCUGUUGCGUGUUUCUCAUGCGUUUGGGGUACAGUUGUAUGAAUAUGCCCCUGCUGA
Messenger RNA from Gasterosteus aculeatus aculeatus (three-spined stickleback), 1993 nucleotides. RefSeq names its product interleukin 11a (gene il11a). Gene Ontology annotation, biological process: positive regulation of MAPK cascade; positive regulation of cell population proliferation. Gene Ontology annotation, cellular component: cytoplasm. Gene Ontology annotation, molecular function: growth factor activity; cytokine activity. The record is from RefSeq and is a predicted model, not a curated record. NCBI's taxonomy places the organism in Eukaryota, Metazoa, Chordata, Actinopteri, Perciformes, Gasterosteidae.